Molecule: messenger RNA, 2682 nt
Organism: Numida meleagris (helmeted guineafowl)
Lineage: Eukaryota; Metazoa; Chordata; Aves; Galliformes; Numididae
Gene: RXYLT1
Product: transmembrane protein 5
Exons: 6
Coding region: 255-1583 (442 amino acids)
Biological process (GO): protein O-linked glycosylation via mannose
Cellular component (GO): Golgi apparatus
Molecular function (GO): ribitol beta-1,4-xylosyltransferase activity
Source: RefSeq, a predicted model, not a curated record
UGGUGGCUUUCCAGGAAUUGUAACGUCUAGCUUUAUUAAAGACUAGAUGGUUCCAUUUGCAAUGUAAAACGACUCAACCGCGUCAGCCUACACCUCCUUGUGAGAUAAAACCUUCAGGGCUGACCUUUGUCGUGCCCAGCGCUGUCGCUAACCCCCACACGCGCGGACGCACGCAGCGCCGCAGCAGCCCAGGGCCGGGCCGCGACUGCUGCCCCUCCCGCCGCCGCCUCACGGCGCUUCCCGCGCCGGGCGGCAUGCGGGGCGCUCGCAAGCGGCUCUGCUCCGCCCUGCUCGUCGCUUACGGCCUCUUCUCCCUGUACGCGGCCUACACCGUCUUCCUCCGUCCCCGCCGCCCCGCUGCCUCCCGCCCGCCGCACAGGGAUCGCCGCGGCCCGCGAGGUAUCGAUCAUGUUUCUUUGGGAAAUGAAGAGUGGAACCCAUGGGAAGCUGAUGAGAAAAGCGAACAGGUUGCUGCUCAACAGAGAUAUGAGAACGUUCUUAAGUUGAUACAAAAUGCAAGGUCUCAGCUAGAACAAACCCGUUUCAGAGUACAGAUCUGGGGAAAAGCAGCUAUUGGUCUUUACCUAUGGCAGCAUAUUUUCGGAGGGCAUCUUGAGCCAGCUGAUGUGACUGCACAGUGGAGGGAAGGAAGCCAAAAAGCAGGAAAAACACAUUUCAGCUUCAUCACUGGUCCAUCUGUAGUUCCUGGCUACUUCUCAGUUGAAGCUGAAAAUGUUGUGCUGGUUCUGAAUGGAAGAGAAAAAGCAAAGAUCGCAUACGCCACUCAGUGGUUGCAUUACGCACAAACAUUGGUUCGGACUCACAAGAUACAGCGUGUAGCUGUCGUGCUGCUUGGAAAUGAGCAGUGCAACAACGAAUGGAUUCAACCAUACCUGAAAAGACAUGGAGGAUUUGUAAAUCUGCUCUUUGUAACAUAUGACUAUGCAUUGGUAAACGAAGACGAUAUUUUCCAGUGGCCUUUAGGAGUAGCUACCUACAGAAAUUUUCCAGUUGUAGAACCCAGCUGGUCAAUGCUACAUGAUCCAAGGUCAUAUCUAUGUAAUUUCUUAGGAACAGUUUACAAGAACUCUUCUAGAGAAACCCUGAUGGAAAUUCUGAAGCAGGAUGGGCUUGAUAAGCUUUGCUGGAUUGCAGCCAGAGAACAGUGGCAGCCUCAGGAAACAAAUGAAAGUUUCAAAAACUAUCAAGAUGCCUUGCUGCAGAGUGAUCUGACAUUGUGCCCAGUGGGAAUAAAUACAGAAUGUUACAGAAUUUAUGAAGCUUGUUCGUAUGGAUCUCUGCCUGUUAUAGAAGAUGUAAUGACACUUGGUGAUUGCAGAAAUUCGUCAAUGUACCACAGUGCUCCAUUACAGUUAUUAAAAACCAUGGGGGCUCCAUUUAUCUUUAUUAAAAACUGGAAAGAGCUUCCUGCUGUUUUAGAGAAAGAAAAAAAAAUGAGCUUACAAGAAAAAAUUCAAAGAAGAAAAAAGCUUAUAGAAUGGUAUCAAAACUUCAAAGCAUGGAUGAGACAGAAAUUCAUUAAUACUUUGGAAAAAUCAUUUCUGCCCAGUGAUAAAGGGUAAAUGUUCCCUUUUGAAACUCUGGAAUAGAUUGAAAGCUUAAUGUCAUUAACCUUCUGAGGAAGCUUUUAUACAAAAAAAAAAAAUUCUCAAAAGAUGGGUGCAUUCUGUUUGAAGUCAACAGAUUUGGGCUAGCUUAGCCAAGAGCUAUGUUUGGCCUUCCAUCCAUGACAAUUUUCAGAGGGGACGCUGAUUUAGAGGGAUGGUCUGUAAGGAUAACAGCAAUUUUAUGACUGCUUUUGUAAGUUCCCUGUUGAUAUGCGAUGUGGUGAAUUUUUUUAAGGAAACCAUCUUUGAGCAUGUGAACUUGUUAAAACCCAGCAUGAGAACAGCAGUUGUUUCUGAAGAAAAGGGAAGGAAAGCCGUAUUGUACAGAAUAAUGUAUUAUGAGAACUCAGAAAAAAAACAAGUGCGGUUAUAGCAAAAUUGCCAGGUUUAGCAGUCACUAAUGUAUCUCCUGGUAAGGACUGACUUUGACAAUGUGAACUGUUCACUUGAUUGAUGUGUUUCAUUUCCAUGAAAGUGGUCAUAAAGCUGAUUAAACACUGUGGAAUAAAAACGUAUAUUUCCAGGUGAAAGUAGAGAACGAUUUCAUAGAAAUAUUUCAUAGCAAUCUAUUUCCCAUUUAAUUUCAGAUACCAAAAUGUCUUUCAUUUCUCGUUAGUGUGAGGCCAUACCUUUCUGAAGCUCUGCUAAGGGAGCGUUCGUUACCUGCAGUUAGAGCUGCACGUUCUGAACGUUUGGACUUAAACAUGAACCUGCAUGUAGUUUAUCUGAUUACUAAAGAUCUGCUGGAACUUGUCAGCUCCAAACGAUGGCAGAAAUACAGUGCUGCAUGUUUAUGACACUUCGUAUACAACAAACCGUUUUCAUUAAAGGUAGCAAAAGGGAUCUGUUACUGUUCUUGUGCAUGAGAAAUGAGUAUGUGCUGUUCUCUUCUGUGUGUUUGGCUGCACUGUUUUUCUGCACACGCAGCACUGGCGUAUCUAGAGGGGUGUAGUUUUGUGUCUUUGAAUGUUGGUACGCCAUAUGGGUUCGUUCUCAUAUAGCAAUUCAAAAGUUGAUUAUACUGAUUAGUUCUGGAGUGUGUCAUACAAGAGUG